This is a messenger RNA of Filobasidium floriforme, 2024 nucleotides long. RefSeq lists its product as uncharacterized. NCBI's taxonomy places the organism in Eukaryota, Fungi, Basidiomycota, Tremellomycetes, Filobasidiales, Filobasidiaceae. The transcript is spliced from 6 exons. The coding region runs from base 395 to 1765 and encodes 456 amino acids. The record is from RefSeq and is a predicted model, not a curated record.
GACUACCUCUAGAACCUCCUUCCACUUUGUGUAUCUUACCAGGACUAUAGGGCGCACAGGCAUCAUACUAAUCUCAGGACGCAAGUGCACCUCGACAAAGCCAAGGACUAACAACAAGCAACGAGCUAACGAGCAACAAGCAACAAGCGAAUAGACGACGCGAUCAAAAUAUCAAAGGACCCACCCAAAGGACCCAAGGGAUCAAGGGACCCAAGCGAGUCAAAGUCAUCAAAGGAGGUCCUUUGGCACAGCUUCUCCGGGAUCAAUCAGAAAGGCCAAGUGUCAGCAAGACACAGCACAGCUCGACUCUUAUACGUCGCCACCUGCUACGAGGGGUUUCCCAUCAAAUUCCCUCUCCAUCCCUCGAACUUUUCCCCUCCCUUCUCUCUUUAUCAUGAUCCUAUCCUACACUCAGACCCAGGUCGCUCACGAUCCCAAGACCUGGCAUUGGCUUCAAUCUCUACAACCCGACCAGACUGUUCAGUUGAUCAGUACUGCCGACGACCGCUAUCGUAUCGACGACGAUUGUUGCCGUGACGGCGAGACCGACAGCAUGGACACUGACAGAUUGAGCCGCGUUACCGCCGGCUCUAAGCGUCAUGCAAAUUUCGUCAAACAACUCAAAAGAAACAACAUCAUACGCAUGAGCAACUUCAGGUUGAAGAUCCAUCAGAUGGACGGCACAUUCACCGAUACAGCUCUCAAAGCGACGACUUCCAAGCUCUCUCAAGAAACCCGAGACAAGAUCAUGGAGUCCCUGACCUUCAUCGGAAAUCGCUGCGAUACAGGCGCAUACAACGGCAAUGAGCAUCAGUUCCAGAAGAUGAUGGAUCCACUGUUGAUCGACAUGAUCGAUUCAGAAGCUUACGCUACCGUACAGGAUGGUUGGAAGGAUUUCGAGGCUACCAAUCCCGGGACCUGGAACCGUGGAUCGAAGGUUCUAGAAGAGAGAUACCAAGACCUGUCGCAACCCAAGGUCGAUUUCUCUCUCGCGCUAUCCAUGCGACAGGAUCAGUCUGAAGGACUGACCGAACAGUCCACCCCUCUAUCCCGGAUCUGCCAGCGUGUUCAAUCUCGCAGCUACCGAUGUCGGAACAUGGAAGGGAGAGGGGAGGACGUCUCGUUCGAGCGGGCAAUUCAUUUGCUGUCGGUUCCUGCUCUGAGGCGGUUCAAUGCUCAUGAUCGUUUGAAAAGGGUCUGCUUCGUUCACAAAACACGAAUCCGAAACUUCGGGAAUUAUCCGAUUUCAGUUUUCGAAUUCAAGUCGACUAAGGAAUUCAUGGCUGUAUGCGAGAAUCAGAUCGUGAACUCCUGUGUCUUCCAAUGCGGGAAGUUGAUCGAUCUUCUGUUUGAGGCGCAGAGUUUGCAGGAGGACGCCGAUCUUCCAGAACGAGUUCUCUCCCUUGGGAUGUGCAUCGCUGGCAAGGAAUGGAAAGUCAUCGCGAUCAGCUCGACGGAGAAUGAUGAAUUGGGCGGGGGUUUUGUCUACGGCGAGAUCUGUAAUGGCAAUUGGCACGUCAAUCCCGAAAAGUUCAUCGGAGCGGUCAUUGCGAUGCACGAGCAUAAUGAGAACAGGACGGUCAGAUUGUUACUCAAGUGCUUUGGUAUCUUUGAUGAUUGGGUGGCCGAACAGCCUUCUCAACAAGAUGAUCCCAACAUCGCUUGGGAUCUGUUGUCAGAGAGAGGAGUUCCUCAAACGAAGAAACUGGAGACGGUGGAAGAGGGGUCUGACGACGAGCCUGACCAACAGCAUCAGGCGGUCUAACCGGCGCGGUCACCGCCAGGAUACUGAGCCGAAUCUCCAAUCGUUCAAACGACAAACACGGCUACCAACGUCAAUCCGGAACUCUUAGCCGGAUGAUCACUCGGAACUACAAGCUGCAUAGUUGAUGGAUACAAACUACGAUAUUUACGACACCUCAAAACCAAGAAACAUCACAAGAAAAAAUCUAGGAUGAGCAGACGCCAUCUUUGUAUUACGCCACAACGUUCAUGUCUUACGUUCCCUAUCCAUGUCUCACUUC